GCCUACUCUGAACAACAUCUAUAACACUAUAUAAGUAGCGUUACUCUACGUGUUAUUGUAUCAACUCCUCGAGUUGGCAGUAGGGAGGUCCUUACUGUUACGGGAUAGCGUAAGACCUUAAAAAUGACUGACAAGGAGGCCGAUAAGCGGCCAGAAGACGAGACAGAGGACGAUGAAGAGGACGACGCUGAGGAUGAUGAACACACUGAUGGCGCCAGCACAGUUUCAUCUACUAAGGAGGGAGGAGACUCUAGCUCUAAGAAAAAGAAGAAGAAGAAGAAGAAGAAGAAGGGUAAGGGCGCCCAGAGCACGCCGGCAGCUGCGGAAGGGGCGCAAGCAUCCCAAGGCGCAUCGCAACCAGCCCUCACCAAGGCGCAAAAGGCGGAAGCCGAGAAAAAGUUUACCUCCGCACUGGACGCGUGUCGCGGAGCCACCGAAAUGUGGGUUGACCUGUCUAAUAGCCACGUUUACGACGCCAAAGCUAAGAAGCUGGCCGAUGCACUCAAGGCCAACUCGUGUAUCACCUCGCUUGACCUCUCCCGAAACAACAUCGCGGACGAUGGUGCACAGGCGCUGGCUUCGAUGCUGACGGGGUCGGGGGCGCCGGAGCUCAUCGAACUGGACUUGCGUGAAAACCCGCUGUCACCCGCGGCAGUGCAGGCGCUGGAAGCGCUGCGCAAAUCCCGGAAGCAGCUGGUCGUCAAGCUGGGUGCUAUUCCGCCGCCCGAGCCGGAGAAGCCCCCGCAGCAGCAGCCGGCAGCCAAGGGUAGCAGCGGCGCCGCGUCAGCGGAGGGCGCGGGCGGCAAGGGCGCGUCCUCUCCCGGCAUGAAGGAGAUGAUGAAGGGCCCUAUGUUCCGCAAGUACUUCCAAACUGGGGACGAUGAUGACGAGGCGGGCGGCGGGCAGGGCGAGGCGGACGGGCCGCUGGGUGAUGGCGGCUUGGCGCCAGAGCAGCUCUGGUCGGAGCUCAAGUCGCUGGUGGCUGCCGGCACGGGCAGCAUCCCCAAGCUGAGUGCGCUGCUGCAGCAGCUGAUCGAACACCUAAACAGGGAGAUCGGCACGCUGCAGCAGGUGCCCCACACCGACGCCGCCGUGGACGGCUCCCGGCCGCACAUCAAGGGCUGCAUCAUGCACCUGGACACGCUGGGAGCCAUACUGGACCUGGUGCCGCGGAAGGUGAUGCUGCAGGGGGAGACGGAGCCGCAGCUGGCCGUGGGCAGCCACCGCGUGUGGGCCACCGAGAUCCUGUCCAUGCUGCUCGCGCCCAACCACACCGCGCUCGACAACCUGGUGGCCGCCUCGCAGCUGGUGCCCAAGACGCUGGCGCUCUGCCUGGCGCACCCCAGCUGCUCCGCGCUGCACACGCGCGCGCUGCGCAUCCUGCGCUGCUGCUGCGUCAGCAAGGUGGAGCGGCUGUACGGGCCGUUGUUCACGCCGGGGCUGGGCGCGGGGCUGAAGAAGACGGAGGGGAGCGGGGGAGCGGAGGAGGGGGCGGGUGGGGAGGGAGGAGCGGAGGGAGAGGAGCCGUGUGGGAGCUUGCAGCAGCAGCUGGCGGAGCGAGCCUCCCCCUCUCUGGGCGUCCCCUCCGGCCGGCGCAACCCCUCCGUGGGGUUCGUGCUGGAGGCAUGCAAGGUGCUGCGUGCCUGCUGCGACGAGGCCAACCGCGACUCCAUAUUCAACACCAACGUGCGGAGACUGCUGCUGAUGGAUCCCAAGUGGUCAGAGUUCGUGAGCGAGGGCGGCGUGCUGGCGCAGCUGUGCAAGGAGCAGGAGGGCGACCUGGGCGGUCCCCGGGCGGCCCGCAUGCCGCUGGAAGACAGCGCGGAGCUGGCGGAGCUGGCGGGCGGCGGACUGAUCAGCAGCCAUGAGAUACUGGCGCUGCUACACGGCAUGCAGCUCGGGAUGCCGGCGGGGGGAGGGGAGGGACGGAGGGAGGAGUAGGGGGGAGGAGGAGGGUGGGGAUGGGGGUGCGAGCGUGAGGGGGGGGUGCGGGACGGGAUGUGCGGAAGGGAGGCAUGUGCGUGUGCGCGUGUGGGGGAAGAGGAAGACGGGUUGGUGUGAGAAAGGGGGGAGUGUCUGUUGGUUGGGUUUGGGUACGUGUACAUGGAAAGGGCGUAACGGGUUGUUUGUUUGAUCGUUUCAGGGUCUGAGUGUAGGUGGCAGGGGCCAAUCGCGUAAUGGGGACGGGAUUAUGACUUUGCUUGUGUGUUAUAUCGAGCGCGUGUGUAUGUGUUUGAUAUCGGUACAUGAUCUGAGCCACAUUUGCGUGUAGUAGGGAAAUUCGUGUUUUGGAGGAGAGCUGUUUCAUCCGCUCGUAGCUGUGCGCGCCGGCUUUAGUCGCACGCGCUCGCGUUAAACGUACCGCAUCUGACAUCUUGGCUGCUUUGCUGCUUGCACGCCGUUUCAUUUGGGAGUUGGGAGUCGUUUCUAGCUGAUGCACUUCCUAACAUGGAGCGGCAAGGUUCAUGACUCUACACCAUGGCAUACCGGUAUCCGAGAGGGCGUGAAGGUAAUCGUUUGUCGAGGUCAGGAAGCACGACAAAAGCUAUGAGUGACCCAAUCCAUGCAAGCCAGGUAGGGUUGCUUUGCUGACAUCUUGUUUGUGUGGUGAGGCCGGAAGCAGGUCGACAGCAGCGGCAACGGUGCACAGAGGCAUGCAUGGCAAAAGCAGUUCCGCCAGCGAUGCAUUGCAAGGGGCGCUCCUGCAUGCUAGACGAGCCCCUCCGGGUACGUGUUCCAUAAAGGCGCACGAUGGUUCUGAUGGGAUUUACGCAAAUGUGUCAUUUCGCUAGGCAGUCUGUCACCGGUUGUUGUGGUCACAGUGCUUGUCGUACGGCUUGUCGUAAGUGUUUGCAGCAGUCCUGUAGAACACGCAUGACUGUGUGUGUGUUUGGAGCUUCGGACCGUUUCUUGUCUUGGGACGGUUGUGUACGUUUUGGGUGUGUGGUUGGUUGGGCCUUGGGCCGCAUGAUGACGCCUAAGCGGGUUCGGAGGGCGAAGAGAGGGGACUUUUGGGCGCGCCACGGUCAGAUGUGAUUUACGCACUUAUUGCGGUUUACUCUCCGUCCGUCCUCCAUGUGCGGUUGCUGGGCGUUUGCCUUACUGUUUCCCCAUUGCUUUGCCUUCACCUGUGGUUAUGGUAUAUCUCUUGACCCCCCUCUCCUCUUCCGAAGGCAGCUUUGAAAGCCAACACGUCUUACGCGCUUGCUUGACUUAGGGUUUCGUGGAAAGUUUUGCGAGUGAUUGGGGGACAGAGCAAGCGAACAUGGCUGGGCAGUGCGCGCACGUCGGAUGGGAACACGCAUAUGCCCAGGCGUUUGGUUACCGAUGUAGCUCUUACACGUCUGAAAGCCUCCUUUCCAUAAGUGGUCUGCAACCUUUCGUACUGAGCACUGAAACCCAUCAAACAAGCCCGAUAGGCCGGAAGGGGGUAGGGCUUGGUGGGAGGGUGGCCUGGCCCAAUGCCUGUGCGGCUUCAUAUGGGCCCGAUGGACGAGCACACCAGCACCGGGGGGCGCGGGAGGUUAGUUGCUGCAACAAUUUAUACCGUUAGCCCGUACAACGCAGCCAGAGCUUGAUUGGUUGUUGCUACUAUUCUACAUUUAGAUAGAUACAACACGCUUUAGUUACACGGUGUCUUUGCCACCCUUGGAAAGUCCGAAACGGGGACUUGGGCCCAUAAAAAUGCUGUACAGUGAUGCUCGCAAAUCGCUUUCACGCUAGCUUCCUUUAUUACAGCAUUGGCCCGCCCUAUUUACCCGGUAUUUGCAACGUUAUCCAACUUCGAACGACGUAGCUUCUCGUUUCCAUGUCGUCAGCAGACGACAGCUGCAAGCGGCAACGGAUUGAACCAUCAGCCUCAACACCAGCAGCCUCACCUUCCAUAGCGCCCCGGUCUCCCCACCGCCUGUCAACAGCAGAGCUACCCCGGCCCGCAUCGCCAGCCGUCCUCCCUGCCAGGACAGGAGGCCAGAAUGGCAGUACCAGUAUCGCUCGCCACUCCUGUAAGCCCCUCCAUGUCGCACCACCCCAGCCUCUCACUGCAGGAGCAGCACCCAUAACCUUAACUAAAGCGGCUGACAACGAGGCAGCCAGUUCAGUAACGGCUGAUGAGACGUCUGUGCCCGUGUUAUCCCUCGGCCACCCUGGCGCAGCCGCCCUGACAGUCUUGCAGCCUGCCGCGCACCAGGAAAGGGAGGCUGACAGUAACCUAGCGCUCCUGUUUGCCGAAGACGAAGAAGACGAGGAGGAGGGAGGCGAAGCCCGUGUGGAAGGCGGAGAGCAGGAGGGCGACGGAGGCACGGAGCAGGCUGAUGCGGAGGCGGCGGCGGGCCGGCCGCACCCCCGCCUAGCGCACCUGCCCAUCAGACGCAUCGUGCAGGAUGGGGUUAUCUCGGCAGAGCUGUGUCGGGAGCUCAUCUUCGUGUUCAGGAGCACCAGCACAGUGGGGUAUCGGCCGCAUCUGCGCUCAGCCACCAUCCAUGAUGUGGCUGCCACUGCCCCCUGGCUGCUGCCGCCUCUGGUUGCAGCUCGGCGCGCGGUGCUGGCCGCGGUGGAGGCUGCGUUCGGUUUGUCUCUGGAGCUGUCAGCUGAGUUCAGUGGGCUGAUGGGCUGGGGGGCGG
Messenger RNA from Astrephomene gubernaculifera, 4622 nucleotides. The record is from the annotation of a GenBank genome assembly. NCBI's taxonomy places the organism in Eukaryota, Viridiplantae, Chlorophyta, Chlorophyceae, Chlamydomonadales, Astrephomenaceae.